GCCACCAACAUUUCUUCUCUCUUGAUCAAGUACAUCGGCAACCGCCACAUCAUUAUUUCCACUUUCCACAGUUUCACAUUCCCACAACUAAUACUUUGAGAAGAAGCAAAUCAAACCGCCAUCAUGUCCGCCGGCAAGCCUGCCAAGUGGUCUGAGAAUGAGAAGGUCUCAUUUCUCGUCCAGGCCAUCCAAGCCCUAAGCGGUAGCAGCGGCUUCCCGUAUGACUCUGUCAGCCUACCGGGUCGUACCAAGCGAAGCAUGAUGCAUGCCUGGACUGCCGCCCGUACUCAGCACGCCGCAUUCAUGGCUAUGGGCGACGACGAUUCGUCGCCUGUUACCCCGACUCCCGCCAGCCGUGGCAAGAAAUCCAAGAAGAGAAAGACCGAGGACUUCGGCAGUGACGAUGACGAAGACAUCAAGCCUCGCGUCAAGAAGGCUCUCACUUCCUCAGCCUCACGCAAGAAAUCAGCUAAAGCUCUCGAUGGCGAGAAUGGCAAGAUUAAGGGAGAGCCUCAGUCAUCGGCGGAUGAGUCUAACGACAAGCUUGCCAACGACGAAGCAUAAGUUCGCUCACUUUGAAAACCACUAAACCCUGGUUUUCUACGGAUGAGGAUGAGUUUCAUCCUAUGACUCGCGAAUUCGGACGUUAUGGGAGGAUAGGUUGCAUACAUCAUGCUAUCGCUCUCAUCUGCGCACACUUACUGGUGCCGAUUACUGCAAUCAUUUGCACAUGCACCACCGCUCAGGAUCAAAAUGAUGGAUGGGUUUCUUCUUGCUGUAUGCAGAUAAGAACCACGGAAUCGCCGUGGAUGCCUCAAUGAACUUGCUUGCCCUAGCAACAACACAAAUAAAGUUUCGUUUUGCUUUCCUCUG
Messenger RNA from Annulohypoxylon maeteangense, 873 nucleotides. RefSeq lists its product as uncharacterized. Bases 124 to 564 code for a protein of 146 amino acids. The transcript is spliced from 5 exons. The record is from RefSeq and is a predicted model, not a curated record. Lineage: Eukaryota; Fungi; Ascomycota; Sordariomycetes; Xylariales; Hypoxylaceae.